GGUCCGCCAAAUGGUGCCAGGAGCUGAACGAAAACUUCUUGAACACCACCACCUCUCUACAGAAUUUCUGGUUCACCACGCAGGACCUUCAUCUCUCUCGUACGACCCAAUACCGUCGGACAGACCUAAAUACGAGACUGAAUGCGGUCCAUUACUCAAUAAGACUGCGCCGGACGUCUGCACGACCAACAAGUGCUCAGAUUUCUGUCUAGAAGAUAUAGAUCAGGCAUGCAUGAUGUCCAAUAUUGUGGACAGCAGCUACAACUCAGUUCAAACUCUAGCCGGGCAAACGAUACCGAUAACCAUAAAAAAUCACAACUCCACGGCUCCUUUGUCCUUCUCGAACCUUCCCAUGAAGUAUGGCACGAUGCACUACGAUCAUCCGGCAAGCGUGCAGUGCACCAGCACGCUGCAUCAAGGAUUUUUGGGGGUGUCGGACUUGGGGAGUUCUAGUUCGACUAGUUCCAGUGGUUACUGCGGUAGGAGUAAGACACUGCAGCAUCAGAAGAACAAGAAAAAGUGCGAUAAAAUCGAUACGUUUCAAGUACCUGAAACAAGUCUCGCGGAUUUCGGGAAACGAACAAACGAAUUCAGUUUUUCCGGGAGUGCAGUGUGACAAGAGGUGACUGACGGUUCAAGUCAUAUAUUCUAAAAUGGUUAUUGUAGCCAAAGUUCAUAUAUAUAACUAAUGUCUCAUAAUGAUGAAAGAAGAGGUUUAAAGAUAAACGAUCGUUAGGUCCACAUAUGCCCUUCUUCGAAAUCUUUUCUUCUUUUUAUAUAACAUACAGAAUGGAAUGAAGGAUACAGAACCUUCGAUACGAUUCUUAAAAUCUAUAUAAAAAUGAGAUAAAUGAAACUAUUUCAUUCACUGAUACCAAUUGAAAAUUGGUGAAGUCCCAUUCAGGAAAAAUGUAUCAAAAAAACUUAUGAACAUACUCGUUUGAAUACACGUUUCACCAAUCACGAUGGCUUCAUGGGGAGAAUAUUCGAAUUUUUUUUUUUUGUGUUCCUUCAGACUGAAACAUGUUUUGUGAGACGAGGUCUAGAAGAGAGGUAUUACUCUUGUGUGUAGGAAAAGUAUUUAUCUUGAGUUCAUUCCACUUCAAAGCUUCAAAGUCCACCUCUCAGUCAUUAUUCAAGGUUCAUUUUCAUUGAUCCCAAUUCAAAACUGAAUGAUUUCGUGAGAAUGUAAUGAUGACAAGCAGAUAAAUGAUGAUUCUCUCAGUGAUUCAUACACAAAAAUAGUUACACGACCCAUUCAAAUGAAUAUGGUUUGAACAAUUUUUCAUUUCGAGUGACUCGAAAAUUACAAAUCACCAACCAGAAUUCAUAGGAGGAAUCGUCAUAGUCACACCACAAAAUAGUGUAUAUAGAAACAGUAUAUUAAAUAUAUUGAUUUGUUUGCAACUGAAAGACGGUUUGUAAAAAUGAGAAAUUGUAAAAGGUUGACAUGGAAAUUAUAUUUUCUUUUUCCAAAAUGAAUGAAAAAAUCUUCAGAAGUACCUACUCAAGCUAUUGCUCAUAUAAAAGAAACAAAUACAUUUUUUCCAACUAGAACCAGUCCAAAGAAUCAUACAUUACUUUUACUAGUCACCUUUGUACUCAAUAAUAUUCCUUUCAGCAUCAACUUUCAUCGGUUUUCUAAAGAAACACAAUCCAAAUGUAAAUAUAUCAUUGAUGGUGUCUUGAUAUUACCAGAAACAAUGAUUCAAUAAAAGUGCUUCUACUAUGGACAAACUAUUGGCAUUUUAUCAUUUUGCAGGCCAAAGAUAAAUUUUAUGUCUCAGAUAUUGGUCAGCAGACGAACGUAACACAAUUACGGUCAUUGUUCGCCACGUUGUGACUGAUUUGAAACUUUUAGGUUUAAAAAUUCAUUCCAAAAACUUACCCGACAAAAGGAACAAUGUUUCUUAUGUUAUGAUGCUUAUUUUAUCAAUCCACUGAUCAUCAUUCCUGCAUCUAAAUUUGAAAAAUAUUCAAAAAAAGAAAAAAUACUGUAGACAACUUUUUUUCAACAGAAAUGAACCUUGGUGACCAAUAAUAUGUUCAUCCGCAGACAUUGUGAAAUAGUACGAAGUAAUGCAACCAGCUGAAGAAGUAUUUCUCAGAAAAUUCAAUGUAACCACCGUAUUGAUAAAAAUCUAUUCACUUAGGAUAGGAAGUAUUUUUAAAUCGAGUAAGUCAUACAUUAAAAGUAAGGACGUCAUUUCAACUCCCUUUCUCAAAUCUCAAACUGUUCGAUUCUUUCGGAUUGCAUUACUUCUUUCUUUCCAAGUGACAUUUUAUGACCACAUUUAUGUCAAGUUACCUCGAUGCGACAAAUCAGAAGUUCAUAUCGUAAUAUUCUCAACGUACUUUUGGAUUGGUUGUUAAUUCAUACAAGAAUUGUGAUUGCUGUGAUAAAUAAUUUACUAUAACUACCCUAAUUAUCAACCAGUAUUUUAAGGUUUGUGAUUUGUUUGUUACCAACAAUUUGCAUUG
This is a messenger RNA of Leptinotarsa decemlineata (Colorado potato beetle), 2481 nucleotides long. Its product is annotated as voltage-dependent calcium channel gamma-5 subunit. Gene Ontology annotation, biological process: neurotransmitter receptor internalization; neurotransmitter receptor transport, postsynaptic endosome to lysosome; transmission of nerve impulse. Gene Ontology annotation, cellular component: AMPA glutamate receptor complex; postsynaptic density membrane. Gene Ontology annotation, molecular function: voltage-gated calcium channel activity; channel regulator activity. The record is from RefSeq and is a predicted model, not a curated record. NCBI's taxonomy places the organism in Eukaryota, Metazoa, Arthropoda, Insecta, Coleoptera, Chrysomelidae.